Molecule: messenger RNA, 3477 nt
Organism: Scleropages formosus (Asian bonytongue)
Lineage: Eukaryota; Metazoa; Chordata; Actinopteri; Osteoglossiformes; Osteoglossidae
Gene: hdac7a
Product: histone deacetylase 7a
Exons: 26
Coding region: 564-3449 (961 amino acids)
Biological process (GO): negative regulation of transcription by RNA polymerase II
Molecular function (GO): histone deacetylase activity
Source: RefSeq, a predicted model, not a curated record
CCGCUCUGCUAUUUCGGUCGUCCUGCGGGGCCGCGCAGCGCAGCGCGACUCCGUCUCACUCGUACUGCUGACGGCUCGCUCUGACCCGCUGUCCUGCGGUCUGGAUGCUUUAAUGGUGAUGCCUCGUUUACACGACUCAGACAGGAAUAACCGAUGCAGUGGUGGGGGAAAAAAGAUGAAAGUCUGAAAAAAAAGGAGCUGAGAAGGAAACUACGGUCCGGAACAACCUGUUGCAGUCCUUCUUUUGUGUGGCAUAAACACACCAGGCGGGAGGCGCUGGACGUAUUUUCGCUGUACGAAUUAGGGGAGUCCGCUUUUUAUUUCGUACAGUUUUUCUUAGAACAUUAUUCCUUUUUAUUGACCUACUUAUCCGGAGAGCAGACGGCGCGCAAGUUGUAAAGCCGGUCAACUUGCACCGUGACUGGAAGUAAAAAGAAAAUGGACCUGCGGCUCCGGGACACUCGGUAGACAAAGAGAGACACGGGAGCCCUCGGACCCGAGCGGCAGCGGACACCAGUGCCCCCGUGCCAGCCUCAGCCCCAGCGCCCCCGGGUUCGACCCCCAUGGACCUGCGUGUGGGCCAGAGGCUUGUGCGCCCCGGCUCUGAUACGGCCAUGCUGACACCCUUACCCCACCCCCUGCUGCUCAGCCCGUUUUCCCCACAGCCCUGUUCCCAGUUCUCUCAGCUGCAGCUCAACCAACAUAUCCAGUUGAGCAUGGAGCAGCGGCGCCGCGAGCAGGAGAAGGACAAGCAGCAAAAAUUGCAGCAGCUGUGGCACAAGGACAAGGCCAAGCAGAGUGCAGUGGCCAGUUCUGUGGUGAAGCAAAAGCUCCAGGAGGUUAUUCUGAAGAAGCAGAAACAGGCUGCCCUCGAGCGGACCACCUGCAACCCGCUCAGCAGUCCUCCCGUGGGAUACCGGGAGUUGGCCCCGGACCCUAGCGCACCUCCCCAGUCUUUGAUGGUGGCAUCCCCCCCUCAGCCUCCCAGCGACUCCCCCGAGGAACCGCCGCUGCGCAGAGCAGCAUCGGAGCCCAACCUGAAGGUGCGGAAUAAGCUGAAGAACCAUCUGAACACCAGGAAGAGCCCGCUAACUCGGAAGGAGAGCGCUCCGCCCAGUAUCAAGCACCGGGUCCCUGACCCCAUGGACACCUCCCCCAGCAGCAGCAGCACUCCCGUGUCUGGUUGCAGUUCCCCCAACGACAGUCUUCCCACCGAGAACGGGGUGCUGCCCUCCUCUGCCGUGCUGCCCCACGAGGGGCAGAAGUUGUUUCUCCAGGACGGCACCGUGGCCCACUUCACCGUUCAGAGCCCUUCCACCCUGCCCACCAUCACGCUAGGGCUUCCUGCCAACGGCAAGAACUCUGCCGACGUGGCCUCUAUGAAGAUGACCAGGGUGCCAGUGCUCACCCCUCAGGUGUACCUGCCUCUGGACCUGAAGGACCAGGGGGGUCCCCUCUCACCCUGCCUUCAGCCUGUGCUCAUCGUGGAGCCCUCAGGUCUGGUGCGCACGCCCCUGCUCACAGUACCCAGUCUAAGCCAGGUGCCCUUGCAGUUUGCCCCACAGCUCGACCCAGUGGGAACCCUGAGCCUCCACAGGCCCCUUAGCAGGACCCGCUCAGAACCGCUGCCCCAGAGCCCACGGCCCCUGCCCCCCCAGCUACUCCAGCAGCACCACAGUACCCAGUUUCUGGAGAGGCUUAAGCAGCAUACACAUCUGGGCAAGCUUAUGACUAAGUCCAGCGAAAAGCCGCGUCUCAGACAGAUUCCGUCCGAGGACAUGGACUCGGAGGACGCGGGGCCGGCGCCCGCCGAUGCCCAUCAGACCAGGCUGCGAGCGGAGCCUCUGCGGGAGGCGGAAUCUCUCCGCGAGACACCUUCGGCCGCCGAGAGCGAGGGAGAGCAAGUCAACCUGCAGCACACGGUCAUACGCAACCAGUCCUUGCUUUGGGAGAAGCAGAAACAGCUGCAGCAGCUGCGCCGCCAGACGGCUCACAUGGAAACCCUGGCAGUCCCCAUGGUGCUUGGCGCUGCCCACCGGCCUCUCUCUCGUACCCAGUCCUCACCAGCUUCCACCUCUCUCACGCUGCCUGACAAGACCCUUCCUCUUGCCACCCCUGCCCCUGAGACCUCCAGUAAGCCACGUUUCACGACAGGCCUGGUUUAUGACUCCCAGAUGCUGAAACACCAGUGCACUUGUGGAGACAACAGCAGCCACCCAGAACAUGCUGGGAGGAUCCAGAGCAUCUGGUCCAGGCUGCAGGAGCGAGGCCUCAGGAGCCAGUGUGAGAGUGUUCGAGGCAGGAAGGCCACUCUGGAGGAGCUGCAGUCAGUCCAUACAGAGCGGCACGUCUUGCUCUAUGGCACCAACCCUCUGAACCGUCUCAAGUUGGACAGCCGGAAGCUGACCGGGAUCCUGUCUCAGAGGAUGUUCGUAAUGCUGCCAUGUGGAGGUGUUGGGGUGGAUAAUGACACCAUUUGGAAUGAAAUGCACACUUCGACAGCUUCCCGCAUGGCGGCGGGCAGUGUGACGGAGCUGGCCUUUAAGGUUGCCAAGGGUGAGCUCAAGAAUGGCUUUGCAGUGGUGCGGCCCCCCGGACACCAUGCGGAUCCCUCCAACCCCAUGGGUUUCUGCUUCUUCAACUCAGUGGCCAUCGCAGCCAAGCAGCUCCAGCAGAAGUUAAGCGUCAGCAAGAUCCUCAUUGUAGACUGGGAUGUUCACCAUGGCAACGGUACCCAAGAGGUGUUCUACAAUGAUCCCAGCGUGCUUUAUAUCUCACUCCAUCGCUACGAUGAUGGAAACUUCUUCCCGGGCAGUGGCAGUCCAAACGAGGUGGGCUCUGGUGCCGGUGAGGGCUUCAACGUCAAUGUGGCGUGGACCGGUGGUCUGGACCCACCCAUGGGUGACGCAGAAUACCUGGCUGCAUUCAGGACUGUGGUGAUGCCCAUCGCCCAGGAGUUUUCCCCUGAUGUGGUUUUAGUCUCCUCUGGAUUCGACGCAGCCAACGGACAUCCGGCGCCUCUGGGGGGCUACAAAGUCUCUGCAAAGUGUUUUGGUUUCCUGACGCGACAGCUGAUGCGGUUGGCGGGAGGCAGGGUGGUGCUGGCCCUGGAGGGAGGCCACGACCUGACGGCCAUCUGUGAUGCCUCUGAGGCCUGUGUCGGAGCCCUGCUGGGCUUGGAGGCGGAGCCCCUGUCCGAGGAGGAGCUGCAGCGGGAGCCCUGCCCCAAUGGGGAGCGCUCGCUGCAGAGGGUGCUGCAGGUCCACAGUCAGUACUGGCAGUCUGUGAAGCGCCUUGCUCACACCGUCAAGAUGUCCUUCCUGGAGGCCCAGAAGCAUGAGCACGAGGAGACCGACGCAGUCAAUGCCAUGGCCUGUCUGUCUGUGGGCGUCCUGGCCAAUAAGAGUCUCCCUGAUGAGCCCAUGGAACACGACGAUGACUCCAUGUGACGAUGAGUGUCGAGCUCUGGAUACGGGG